Messenger RNA from Sardina pilchardus (European sardine), 4356 nucleotides. RefSeq names its product frizzled class receptor 4 (gene fzd4). NCBI's taxonomy places the organism in Eukaryota, Metazoa, Chordata, Actinopteri, Clupeiformes, Clupeidae. The coding region runs from base 1143 to 2738 and encodes 531 amino acids. Gene Ontology annotation, molecular function: Wnt receptor activity; Wnt-protein binding. Gene Ontology annotation, cellular component: plasma membrane. Gene Ontology annotation, biological process: non-canonical Wnt signaling pathway; retina vasculature morphogenesis in camera-type eye; canonical Wnt signaling pathway. The record is from RefSeq and is a predicted model, not a curated record. The transcript has 2 exons.
CUGUGAACCUUCAGAGCGUGACUCACCUUUCCUCUGAGCUGGGAAAACGGGCAAGGUUGCGCGAAUUUAGCCUGGAGGAAUCCCACCCGGCCGCGCCCUCUUCCGGACCGUUUCACCAUUCCAGUAACGAUGUUUCGUUGAUUUAACCAACAGGGCCGUCUGUGGUAUGUAAAAACCUGGUCAGUUAUCACUAGGAGGGUGGGCACGAGGUCAAGCGGAUGAAAUGUAAACAUAAACACAGCAACAGCAUUCCAGCUGGAAGCCGUCAUUUUAUUUCCCUCACAGCUGUUGCAAGCAUUUAUACGCUAAUUAUCCAAUUAUUACUAAUAACACGCGACUGAAUAGUUCUUCCCCAGACAGACUGUCUGAUUUUGAAAGUCUGCUAAGCGCUUAAAUUGUUAUAUGUGAAGGGACGGAGAGUCUUAAACUGGACUUAUGGUCAGCCAUGCGCCGCUCUAAAUGCUCUUGGUAACCUUGGUGUAUGACUUCAAAUUAAAUUGUCGUAGAAGUAGAUUAAUGCCCUCCUCUGACACUAAAAAUAAAAGGUAAACAUGCCCAUAUUUCGAAUAAGUGCUGGUUUUCAAGCCGCCACAGACCUCGCGCCGGUCUGCAACCGGUGCUGGGCCAGCGCUAGAGUAGAGAGCUAAAUCUGUUUUGAGCCACUAAAGUACCGCCCUUAUUCGAUCGCGCUGCAUCCCAUUGGUGGAUCGGCGACGUGAGAAACCAACACGGCUCCCUCUUUACCAAACUAGGCUGCGGAGGCUGUCCAGAAACCGCGUCCACUGCCCAGCCGCAACGAUCAGCGUCACCGGAGAGUGCGGGACCAGAGGUCUCAGCAAAACGAAGACACACCAAAGGAACCGCACGGGUCUGCUAGUUACGCUUUGCAAAGCGGGACAUCUAAUUUUUUAGGGACUAUGCAUCUCGUUCAACUUUAUUAACUGCAUUAUCGAAUGAGGACAUUGAUUAUACACUUAAUUGUGGGACGACUGACAGAGGGCGUGCAAGCCAACUUACUUUUUGUGGUCAGUUCCCCACCCCAGCGGCUCGGACAGGGGUACAUUUCUUGAAAGCCCUGCGAAGCGAUUUUAGUCGGAAUCUGAGAGACAAAUCUUACAAGGGGAUUUAAAACCAACGCAAUCAUGCGGUGGAUUUCUUGUUUGGAUAUUGUGGUGCUUUUGUCCAUGUCUGUGCUUCUUAGCCAGCUGGGAGUUGCGCACACAUUUGGGGAUGAAGAAGAAAUGACCUGCGAUCCUAUCCGGAUCUCCAUGUGUCAGGACUUGGGAUACAAUGUAACGAAGAUGCCCAAUUUGGUCGGCAAUGUGCUCCAGUCCGACGCAGAACUGCAACUCACCACUUUCAACCCGCUGAUACAGUACGGGUGUUCGAGUCAACUAAAGUUUUUCCUGUGCUCGGUGUACGUCCCCAUGUGCACGGACAAGGUCCCCAUCCCCAUUGGUCCCUGCGGCAGCAUGUGCCUGUCCGUCAAGCGCAAGUGCCUGCCGGUGCUGAAGGAGUUCGGCUUCGUGUGGCCCGAGGUGCUCAACUGCAGUCUGUUCCCGCCGCAGAACGACCAGAACCACAUGUGCAUGGAGGGUCCGGCGGAGGACGACGGGCCGUACCACACCAUCCGCACCCACCCGCCCAUGGAGGAGGAGUGCCAGACGCUGGGCUCGGCGCCCGACCAGUACGCCUGGGUCAAGCGAAGCCACAGCUGCGCCCUGCAGUGCGGCUACGACGCCGGGCUGUACCGGCGGCAGGCCAAGGUGUUCACGGACGUGUGGAUGGCGGCGUGGGCCGUGCUCUGCUUCGUCUCCACCACCUUCACCGUGCUCACCUUCCUGGUGGACUCGUCGCGCUUCUCCUACCCGGAGCGGCCCAUCAUCUUCCUCAGCAUGUGCUACAACAUCUACAGCGUGGCGUUCGUGGUGCGGCUGACGGUGGGCCGCGAGCGCAUCUCCUGCGACCUGGACGAGGCGGCCGUGCCCAUCCUGGUCCAGGAGGGCCUGAAGAACACGGGCUGCGCCAUCGUCUUCCUCCUCAUGUACUUCUUCGGCAUGGCCAGCUCCAUCUGGUGGGUCAUCCUGACGCUCACCUGGUUCCUGGCGGCCGGCCUCAAGUGGGGCCACGAGGCCAUCGAGAUGCACAGCUCCUACUUCCACAUCGCCGCGUGGGCCAUCCCGGCCGUCAAGACCAUCGUCAUCCUCAUCAUGCGGCUGGUGGACGCCGACGACCUGACGGGCCUCUGCUACGUGGGCAACCAGCACCUGGACGCGCUGACCGGCUUCGUGGUGGCGCCGCUCUUCACCUACCUGGUGAUCGGCACGCUGUUCAUCGCGGCGGGCCUGGUGGCGCUCUUCAAGAUCCGCUCCAACCUCCAGAAGGACGGCACCAAGACGGACAAGCUGGAGCGGCUCAUGGUCAAGAUCGGCGUCUUCUCGGUGCUCUACACGGUGCCGGCGUCGUGCGUCAUCGCCUGCUACUUCUACGAGAUCUCCAACUGGGCCGACUUCAAGCAGUCGGCGCGCGACUCCUACAUGGGCGCCGAGAUGCUGCGCAUCUUCAUGUCGCUGCUGGUGGGCAUCACCUCGGGCAUGUGGAUCUGGUCGGCCAAGACGCUGCACACCUGGCAGAAGUGCUCCAACCGCCUGGUGACCUCGAGCAGGACAAAGCGGGGCAAGCGGGCGGCGGGCAAUGGCUGGGUCAAGCCGGUCAAGGGGAACGAGACGGUCGUGUGAGGAGCGACGGAGGAUAGAGAGAGAGAGAGAGAGAAAUAGAGAGAGAGAGAGAGAUUAAACUGAGAGCGAGAAGACAGAGAGGGGGGGCCGAGACUUAAGGACCCAGAGGAGGAACAAAACCCAAAAUUAGACUGAGACCCUUGGACAGGUGGCGUGGCUCUCGUGGGAGAUCAAGUGGUCGCGAGCGGCGGAGAUGCUGGAGCUGGACUCAGGACGGAGGACUGUGAGCGCUCCCCGGGUUUAACCGCUCAGUCGCCCGGCUCUACGGAUCGCACGGAUGUAACUUACCCGGGAGGCCCCCCUGGGGAAGAAUAUUUGGGACUCUCUAGUGAAGAGAACUGGACUGAGGAGGUGUCAGGGGAUCACUCAGUCAGGGGGAUACCUAAGAUAGCUCCCGCGCGCUGUACUCGAGCCGAGUGCUGAGAGGCUCGCCGGCUGCAGCCAGAAAGCCAACAGUGCCCCCUUGUGGUCGCCGUUCAGCAUGGGUGACGGUGAAGCGGCAGUAGAGGAACUGAGCAGGUGCCCUUUUGGGUGUGAUCCCCUGGCCUCUGUGAUGUUGAUUAAGGUGUUUUUUUGUGAGAUUCUUUGUACACUGGACGGUCAAAGCGCUGAAGACUUGCAGAUGACUAUGCUAAAUAAAUCCAGUGCAGCCUAACUGAGACGAGAGAGAAAAAAAAAUGCACUAUGAAAUAUUUUCUAUGGAAAUGGUUAUUACAGUAGAAGUGCCUUGAUCAUGAUUACUUUUUGGUGUAGUCAGAAAUGUCUGGUGCUACUUGUUUCAUUACUGUGGUAAUUGUUGUGACGCAAAGGCACCUGGGAAAUGUAGGCCUUUCACUACUCUGCAAACAGGACAAUUUUACCUCUUGUUUUGGUCACAGGAGUCAACCUGAUGACGUUCAUUGCUUCCUGAGAUUCCCAGUUUAGGCUGUGCUCUUGAUAACCUCCCUAGCCCCAUAAAGAACGAUGGACUUUUAUUUUUUCUGUAUUCUCCGAUGUAAAUUUUUAUAAUUUAUAGUCUUCAGAUAGUCUUACAGAAAAGACGUGGUAUCAAUCUCCACAGACACGGUCCACUGUAACACAGACCAGCACAAACACACAAAACAUGAUUUGCGAACCUAAACACGGACAUACACCCACACACUCAGAGAGAGGGUGGGCCAACACAGGAGGUCUUUAGAAGUUAAUUUUAUAAUUUUAGUGAAUUCCCAUCAAGUGUGACUGAAGCUAAUGCGUUCUCUAGGCUUAGCAUGAGUAGAUGAACCAGAUUUUGUUGUAUGUUCAGCCGACCAACCUCCCACCUCCAAGUGGCUAGACAAUCUACAGUGGCUUCCACUGCCUCUAUGAAGUUAUGAAUGUAGAAGAAAUUUAUUUUUGCAUUUCAAAAAGUGCCUAGGACAACUAUGCUGUUGGAAGAAGCAAAGCCCGAGACACUAGACACUAUGAAGUACUUUUUUUUUUACAGUGGAUUUGUAAAGGAACAGGUAUUUUUGUUAUUAAUGUAUUAUAAAAUGCUAAUUUAUCUUUGUACAAACUCCAAAAUACUAAAAAGCAAGUUUGUUUAUUUAAGAAUGUUUUUUGUAUCAGAAGAUGAGAAAUUAAACUUUGGUGUUAAACCUGA